GUUGAUAAUAUCAUAAUAAUAUGUGAAAUAUGUGUUACUAAUCCCAUCGAAGUAGUGAUAAAUAUGCCUGAAUAAAAUGAAACACGUAUUUUGAUCUACAUGCUGAAUUGUUAACUUUUAAACAAAGUUGCGGAUUUUGAAUUUGUGUUUUAUAGAGAGUAAUAAUAGAGCAAUGACAAAAUAAGUGACAAUUAGUAGUUCAAGACACGUACUAAUGUUGGUAAUAAGGUUGAAACUGUUUGGAAUCCGGCUUUAGAAUUAAACAAAGUUGGCAGCUUUUCUAUCUGUCAGUACGGUAUACAAACGAACUGCUGCUGUACAUCUCCAGCACUCCCUCAAUCGCUCUAGCUAGACUCUAGACUCUAGAUCUAGAUCUAGACUCUAUCAAGACAAGUAAUCUAGAUCUAAUCAUUUCCGUCAAACGAACACGUUAAGCCCUGCCGCUGCAAUUUUUAUAGCUCCGUAAAGGAAAAUGUUGGCAGAGAAUUGCAAAGAUUGAUAGUUGGAGACUAUCUAUACACCAGAUGCUGGAAUCAUCUUCUUGUAAAAGCAAAACAAUACAAACUGAUGUAUGAUAACAUAAGUUUAAGUUUGAGAUAAAAAAAAAUUAUUAACUAUGCCAUUGAUUUGUUUUAUCUGUGAAAGUGAAUUUAGUGAUUCUUUGGCUCUUAAGAAGCAUUGCUUAAUUCAUACCUUUGAUAAUCCUAACAGCUGUUCACUGUGUGAUUACAGCUGCUGUGAUUCUAAAUUGUUGGAACUGCAUUUUUCAAACAAACAUAAAAAAAAUGAAAAUUUUGUAGCCAACACGUUAAGUAGAAGGCAAUGGGAAGAAAAAAAUCUGUUUCGAUGCCUGGAGACGAAUACUGUUAAAUGUGAGAUAAACAAUAAAUUGGAUAGAAGAUAUUGUAUAGCAGCUUCAAUUGAUUAUUUACCUUCGGAACAAUCAUUACAUCAGUUAAAUUGUGAUUUUUCUUUGAAUGGAUCAAAUAGUGGCGACAUAAUUAAUGGUAUUUGUGAACGUCAGAAAGAAAAUAAUAGGUGUCAGACAAAUUCUAAUAAAAUCAAUACACUUUCUUUGGUCACAGAUAAUGGAAAACUAGAAGACUUAAACACUUAUAAGUUGAAAGACAAAGUUAAAAAUGAAGAAGGUUGUGGUGCAAAUGUUACAGAGGAUGUAACAACACUAAGCCAUUUAUCAAAUCAAUUAUAUUCUUGUGAAGAAUGUGCUUUCAAAGCAUCUUCCAAAAAGGAAUUAAAUUCACACCAAAAAAAGCAUCUUCAGGGAAUAAUCUACCAUUGUCAUCACUGUGACUAUAUUUCCAAUCAAAAAGGAACACUUACAAGACACUUAAGGGUUCACAGUGAAUUCAAACAGUUUAAAUGUCACAUCUGUGAAUUCAGUACAAGACAUAAAUCUACAUUAAAAACACAUACUAAAGUUCACUUUGACAUCAGGGAUCAUCAAUGUGAUUUGUGUGGAAAAAAAUUCUUGACGAAGCAGAAUUUAGAUGCUCAUUGUUUAAUUCAUACUGGACAAAGACCACAUGAGUGCUCUGUGUGUAAUAAAACUUUUAUUCAAAGUCAGCAUUUAAAAACACAUUUUAAAAAGAAGCAUUCUGAUUAUAUUUGAUUACAAAUUAGCAGUACUUAGCUAUUUCAUUAUGUGCAGUAUUAUAUUGUCUAAUAUUAUAUUCCUUUAUGAGCAACCAUGCAUUUUAUUUUGUAUUUUAUGCUAUUUCUUUUUUUUUUUUGUCUGUUGGAAGAAGCAAUAAUAAUGUAUGGUCUGUCUGCCCACCAGUAGCAUGUAGGUCUUCAAAACUAUAUGAGAGGACUUCUUCCAGGGGCCAGAAAUUAGAAAUUCACCAACCCCUGGGGUUCAAACACACACACACACCCCGAAAUGAAACGGAAUUCAGUGACUGAUUUUUUGCUUUCAUUUUGUUUAUGUUAGGUGAGAUUUUAAUACUAAAUCAUCACUUACCACAGCACAGCCGAGGGGGUUUUGAGAUAAAAAUCCCUCUACAGGGGUUUUGAGUUUAAAACCCCCUACCAGGGGUUUUGCAGUUAAAUCCCCUUUUUCUAUAAACAAAACUAAAAAAAAAUGCAAACGACAAAGCCCAAAUUCCAAGAAAACAGCUAAGGAAGAUUUUGACUUUAAAACCGCCUCCAAAAAUUACGAUAAACCCCCUCUCAAUAUAAAAAAAGCAAAUUACACACUCAAAAUUCUAUGAGCGUAGCCAAAGGGGUUUUGAGUUUAACCCCCACCCACCCCCUCCAGUUGGGGUUUGAAGCUAAAAAGUACCUCUUCAAUAUAAAAAAAAAGCAAAUUACACACUAUAAAAUCUAUGAGCGUAGCCAAAAGGGUUUUGAGUUUAAAACCCCCUGCCAGCGGGGUUUGAAGCUGAAAAAUACCUCUUCAAUAUUAAAAAAAAAAAAGCAAAUUACGCACUCAAAAUGCCAUGAGUGUAGCCAAAAGGGGGGGGGGGGUGAGUUUAAGGGUUUCGAUGCUAAAAAAAUACCUCUUCAAUAUAAAAAAAGCAAAUUACACUAAAAUUCUUUGAGCGUAACUGAGCUAAUGAGGAGUUUUGAGUUUAAAUCACCCUCCUCCAGAUGCCUUUUUUUUUUUAAAUUUAAAACCCCUCCAGAUGGUUUUGAGUUUAAAAUUCCCCUACAGAGCGUUUUGAGUUGAAAACCUCUCUUCAAUAUUAUUUUAAAGCAAACUACAGUCACCAAAUUAUAUGACCGUAGCUAUAUGGGGUUUUGAAUUUAAAAAAAAAAUCCAGAUAUUUUUUAGUUUAAAACCCCUCAACAGAUGAUUUUGACGAUAAAACUUUCCUUUUCGAUAUAAAAUCUAAAGCGAAAUACAGGCAUGUAAUUCCAAGAGCGUAGUCAAGAGAGGUUACAAAUUUCUACCAGUGGCAUGGCUCCAUUAAUAAAGUGUGAAUAAUCAUCUGCCGAAAUUGAAAAACACUAGAUGUGGCUCAACAAAGAUGGCUAAGACAGAUUUUAGGAGUCAGUUAUAGAGAUCGGGUCUAAAUCAAAGAAAUCAUAUGCCGAACUGGGAGUCGAACCCUUAGUAAGGUUGUGACAGAGCGUUGCGUGAGGUUUUGCGGGACAUGUUCUCCGACGAAAUGAAUUACGCAUAAUUAGAGUUGUGGAAACAGCUUGCCGGAAAAUGCACCGAAGGGCGCGAGAGGGUCUAAGUCAGAUAGAAUAUCACAUUAGGUUUUUGAAAUAAAACUUUUUAAUAGCUGUAGAUACCUCAGAAUAUGCAUUUUGUUGGCUUUCAAUACCAGAAAUAGUGCUCGGCGGCGAGGCUUCGCAGCGCUCCCCCAGACCCCCUUGCUUAGCAGGGGCGGGGAGUCUACAAUUUUCCAAUAAUUCCAGGAAGAACCUAUUCUAGGGCACAAUAAACUUCUUCCGAAAGGGUCAGAAUGUAAUAAAGAUUAAUUAUGUACACACACACACAAACAUAUAAUUUUUUUCCGCGGGGGGGGGGGGCGAAAAAAAUCCUGGCCACGCCCAUGAGCUGCGUGGGAAUCAUUCCAACCAUAGCUAGUGAUCAGACAUCCAUGUCAUUUGAUUUCUAUGAGAUUAGCAGGUCUGAACUUACACAGAAAAAAAAAAGGAUAAUAGGGAUAAUUAAUAUUUCGACACAUCUGCUAAUUUUCUCUAAGCUCAAUCUGUUUAUUUUUUUCUUUCUUUUCCGGUACCAGUAUUUAAAAUGUAAACAAACAAAAAAAUCAAUGUUAACUCUAUAUAAAUGUUUUAGAAUUUAUACUGCAUCUGAGACUGAGAUCUUAACCUACUAUCUAUUGUGUUCAAUAAAUAACAGUCUUAACAGUUGUAUCCGAUGAAGUAGACACUGUAAAAUAGUGUAAUCAACUUCGUCCUUGUAAGUCUUCAUCAUAUUGUUUUGUUGUCUUCUGUUUUAGAAAAGAAUAAAAAGAAAAGAAAGAGAGAUGAAAUCUAAAAAAAAAAACAAGGUUACAAAAGACAGUUUGUGUGGAAACACAAACUCAAAAUCGGCCCCCGAAGAGGUCCACCCAGGCAGGCUUAAAUAUUUUCAGAAAGAACAUCCAAAUGAAAUUAUAUCAAAGACAAAUGAGAGAUAAGAAUGGAGAAAAAUGGUUAACAGAUCUUGUGUAGUGCCCCAACGGUCCCGCAGAUCAAAGGAUAGGUGAAAGUGAACGUAAUGUUAGAUGUGAACCUGGCCUAACUAGUUCCCCUUUUAGACCUUGUGGUCUAUAGGGCAAAUGAUGUAAAGUUCAUCUGUUUUUGUGGCCUACGGUUAACGAGGGUGUCAUGUAGCCAGCACAACGACCAACCGCCUAUACUUUUCCCCAACUAAUGUCAGGUACCCAUUAGAGCUGAGUGGACUCAGAGGCGCCCAAAGAUUCCAAAGUUGAAAAUCCCAGUCUUCACCAGGAUUCGAACCCGGGACCCCCGGUUCGGAAGCCAAGCGUUUUACCGUUCAGCCACCACGCCUCCCCUGGCCUAACUUAUGUCUUAUAAUUGAUCUAAUUGUUUUGAAAAGGCUCAAUCUCUUAUUCGAAUCCUCAAAAAAAUUCCGCAAUAAAAAAAAAGUUAAGAAAAAUGAAGUUUAUAAGAUUACUAUUCAUUUUAAAUUAGGUCUAACUUAUAAUGCAUACUAAUUAGCUUUUUCUCUUUAAAAAACUGCUUGCAUAAUUGAUUUUAAAAAUUAGAUUUUUCGCUUUCAGAAAAAAAAAGUAGCCGUUGCAUCAGAACUUUGAAUGGUCUAAAAUAUUGUGAUGUCGGAUUUUCGAUAUCUUUUGUAGUUUACGAGAUCUAAACGGGACAGACGGACAGACAUUUCGCACAAAACUAAUAGCGUCUUUUCCCCUUUCGGGGGCCGCUAAAAAUGGUAACAUUAAAUAUUUAGCAAGCAAAUGAAACUAUAAUAGUGUGUUAAAGGAAUCGUUAAAGUUGGUUAUUUAUGUGCUAUUGCAAUGAAUGGCGAGACCGAAUUAGGAAGAAGGUUUGUAACUACGAUCUAGAACAGGGUUCUCAACCUGUGGGUCGCGACCCCUUUGGGGGUCGAUUGACCAUUUGCCAGGGGUCGCCUAAGACCAUCGAAAAUAUGGAUUGUUAUUGUCUACCCUACAAUUCUGUAUUUGUGUAUGGGGGGGGGGGUCGCGGCAGAGUGGGGGAUUGUAAAAAGGGGGUCGCCAAGCUUAAAAGGUUGAGAACCGCUGAUCUAGAAGAUAGAAAGAUGAUUAAUAGGAUCAUGGAAUAGUGUCUUUCUCUGACCAAGGCUUAAUAUUUAGUUGAAACUUGGUUCAUAGUUCCAGAAGAACGUCAACACCAUUAUAUGCUACUUGUACACAAACCUCAGACCAGGCUUUAUUGAAAAUUGCUAUACAAAUUAAAAUUAGGCCUACAUCUUAAAAAAAAAUAGCUUACCAGCUCGAAGACAAAGCCUUAUUAUCUAUUAUCAUAUUUCGUACUCCAUACACACACACACACAAACUAGCUACAGUUAUAGUUUAAUUAAUUAAUUAACCCACAAAUUAUUAACGUUCCGGGUAUAUAAAUCUAAAUAAAUUAGCGCACUGAAAAGCACACCCAGAAACAUUUUAUUGACGUAAGCCUUCUAGAAAGCAUUGGAACAUUUAUGUCAAUUGGUGUGUUCAUUAAAAUUGAAAAUAACACUAUGUUUUGAGCUGAUAUAAUCUCCCAUGAAUAUCAUGUUACAAUUAAUUAUCUGGUGGCACUACUUUGUUACCAGCCUCUUAAUGUUUACCAGUGUUCAUUUACAAGAUGUCAUCGAAUGCCCCAAGGGAAAAUAUGGAGUUAGGUGUAGACAAUCCUGUUUUUGUGACUGGAAGGGGGCGAGAUUUUGUCAUCAUAGAACUGGAAAAUGUGUCUGUACAAAGGGAUAUCGAGGUGAACUAUGUGACGAAGAAAUCAAUGAAUGUCAUACUAAUGGCUCCCAAAUCUGUCCUGAAAAACUAACAUUCUGUGAAAAUACCAAAGGAUCAUUUAAAUGUCGUUGCAGAAUAGGAUAUCAAAAAAGAAUCAGCACUGGGCAGUGUAAAUGCUGUGCACAAGGUUACGGGACUGACUGUAAACAGUCGUGCGACUGUCUGUGGGAAAACACUUUGAGUUGUGAGCUUAGUACAGGUGAGUGCCUGUGUAAGCCUGGAUGGGAAGGUCCACGAUGUUCUCGCUCUGUGGACGAUUGUCUAGGAACUCCUUGCAACGAGAUGACUUGUGUAGACCUCCAUAACUCCUACGCAUGUAUUUGUGAUGACAAUAAACGCUAUGUUCAAGGAGCAUGCAAGGAAUGUAUCAUUGAUUUCAUUACCCACCAACAACAACCAAGCUGUGGAGACUGGGUCACACUGUAUUUUCUUUUCCGCCUAGACAGUGACUAUCAGAACAAUCCUAGAAGCCAGCCAAACUUUGUUUACUCGAUUGUCUAUAAUGAUAACCCUAUUUGUAGUGUGGACUUUCAUCAACAUGCCCAACGUGUAACUGGAAAUGAAGAUUUCAUACAAAAACUCGAGCCAACAGUAGAGUACAGCUUCUAUAUAGAGUUUUCUAUUUUUAUCACUGGCGCACGUGUCAACACCAUCAAGGCCACUCCAGCAUCACCAGAGUACACGGACAAAAUGUUACUUUUAGAUUCCACUAUGACAGAUGUUUCCUUACUGUUCUGUUUGAAAAAUGCGCAUAUAAUGAAUGGAAGUAACGGACUAGGUGUUCACACGUUUUACAUGGCAGAUUUCGCUGAAUUUGAAUUGAAUUUUACAGCUAGUUCCACCUGUCAAAGUGUCAAGGUCGAAUGGAACUAUUACAAAAUACUGUUAUCUACAGAGACAGAGAGCCUACAAUUAAAAUGCAUUGUACAAAAAAGCUUGAUUCCUUUGAGUAUCCACACAAUUUUAGAAAAGGUUGGACUGAUAGCUAUCAGCAAUCAAGAUGAAAAGAAAGAGAUUGUCCCAGUGAGUGCCUUGCCUAUGGGACUAUAUGCAUUGUGUGCUACUGCAUAUGUUAACAAUGACAAAAAGCUCAAGGUCUCUGAUUGCACAUUUUUCAAGGUCGUGCCAAAGAUAAAAGUGCAAAUAAGAUUAACUCUUCCUGUUAUAUAUAUUGAAUGGCCGCUAAACCAGAAAAUAGCAAUAGGUGGAAAUGUUACUCUCCUCACUAGUGAGAAAGAAAUUCAACGUCCCAGAAUCAAUUAUAUCCUGGAAAGAUUAUCUACAUAUGGUAAAUGCAGUUAUAGCACAGGCAAAGAUAGAUGGACGGUUAAUUAUUACUUACAAUCCUAUCUCCCUUUAAUGGUGUCAUCUCCUGUGAAAUGCCGCAUGAAUUCUACAGUAUAUGUCUCUCACACCAAUUUCAAAAGUACGUUUGUUCAAGAAAUUAAUUUUGUAUCAGAAACUACAUUGGCUGUUACUUUAAAAUGUUGGCAGUCGUGUGAUCAAAUUGUCGGCUUGAAAGAAAAUGUAGUUUAUCAAGUUCAACCAAUCUACAAUGAUCAAGAAAGAAAAGAACGAGUUCUAGCGACAUUCCUCUGGACGAUGCAUACCAAUGACAGACAAGUUGAUACUGACUCCAUCUUGUAUGGUGACAAACACUCUGAUCUAAUGACAACGAAGACAUCAACUUUAGAAAGCAACUCUACUUAUCUCAUUCAAUGUGAAUAUAGAGUUGAAUUAGGUGAAACAGUUCGAGAUGGAAAAUUGAAAUUUGUUGUCAAGACACAGAAUGCUCCCACUGGAGAAGGAUGCACAAUAACUCCUACAGCUGGUCUACCCGUGAAAACAGAAUUUACAAUACAGUGCACUGGCUUUAACGAAUCUAACCAUUGCCAAUACAGAGUCUAUCAGCACUUGUUUCAUACAAAUGGUCAUGGACUGCAUGUACUCAUUGGCUAUGGGAACAUGCCCGAAAUAUCAAAACUCACUUUAAGCCCAGUGAAGAAAGACAAUUCUCUUCAAAACACGUCAACUCUCAUUGUGGAAGUAAUUAAUGAUUUAAAGUCAAGUACUUUCUAUUCUCUAAUGGUAAAUUUUAAACCUUGGAACCAGAACAAUAUCUCCGAUGAAAUAUCAGAUACAAUCAAUAAGUUACAAAUAAUCAACCAAGAGGAUUUGAGAUUAGCCCUGAAUAUGGCUUCUCUACUGCAUUUGGAGACUAUAUCUUCUCUAACAGAGAUGCGAACAAGACUUCAAUAUUUAUUCAGACAUUUUACUGUCAAACAUGUAGACGCUCUCGAAAUGGUAUCUUGGACUACACUGUUGCUAGCAGAAUCAGAGAUCGACCCCGAAGAAAUUGAGCUUAGGUAUAGCAUAUUGACAUUGGAAAAAAUUGCGAGAAAUUUAAGUCAGACGUCUUUCAUAAAUAUAGAAACAACGGACAAACUUGCAAGGAUUCAAAUGUUUGCUACUCAGGCAUUACUCGCUAAAUUGUUUACUUGGUGUACGAAUAAGACAGACAAUGAGACAGACACAGUUCGGCAGAUUGAAAAGUGUCUUUAUUGGGGCCAGAGGCUCAUCAACUCUGUGACAUUCAUUGUACAAGUACUUAGAAACAUUUUGUUUCUAAAACAGGAACCAAUACAACUAUCAACAGAGCAACUGGAAAUACAACUAGAAACACACUAUCUCAAUAGUGACACGUUAUUUAAUUUAAAAACUUCUGACGGGCGAACAAAUGUUGUUUUACCAGGCAAAGCUCUCAGGGAAGACCUGCUGAGAAUCAGUCUCGACUUUCAGGUUUAUAAGAAGAACCCAUAUUUUGGACUAAGUGACAACAUUCAACAAGACAUGCCCCUAGUACAGAUCAAUUUUUUUGAAGCCACAUUACAUACAGUUGUAAAAUCUCAUCGCUUAAGUGAACCAGCAGAUAUAUUCAUUGAGUUUGAUAAAUCAACUCAGAAUGGUACACACUAUGAUGUUUCUAUGCAACUAUUUGAGCACGAUAGUGAGUUUAGAAUUGUUCGAUCUGCUUGUAUAUACAUGUCUAUACCUGCAUCUUCCAAAGAAGCAACAGUGUUGAGCAUAGUCUCACUUGCAAAGCUGCAACUCGUAAUUAAAGCAAGAUAUACUGAUAUAAUUAGUGAUUUCAAAAAUAUGUAUGAUGAGGAAAUGUUGACAUUUCCUUUAAAAACAGUUGAAGUAAUGGACACACCAUCCGGCACUUUGAAUAGAGAUAACAAUCUUAUUGUUCUGCCUUUGCUACAAAGAUUUCAAAUAAACAAAAAUAUCAAGUUUUACAGCAUUUUAAUACGGUUAAAGCUUCACCAAAAAGUUGAUGGGCUUGGAGACACACAAGAGUCAUUACAAAAUACAACAAUUGUUAUCACUCCGUACAAAGUGUCUUGCCUGCACUUUGAUAGACACGCACAGAAGUUCCUAUCGGAUAAAUGUAUGCUUUCCAUGUUCUCUAGUUUGCACUUGUUACACUGUCAAUGUGUUGUAACGGCAUUCUACACCGGGCGUUUCAUUGUUGCUCCCAAACUGAUCAACCUUUUAGAUGUGAAACUCUUAAAGUUCACAAAUAAUCCCUUAGUGGUGUCUAUGCUUAUUGCACUUUGGAUGAUUGCCUUGGCGGCGGUAGUACAUGGACGAAGAAAGGACAAAGAAGAUCAAUUCAAGACGGACGUCACAAUAUUAGAAGACAACAAAGAAGAUCAUUCGUAUGUAUACCUCUUGUGUGUUGUAACUGGCUGGUUUGCCCGUGCCUACACAACAUCGAAUGUGUUCAUUGUAAUGAAAGGAUCGUGGGACAACAGUGAUACUCAUAUAUUAUGUAAUCAAAAGAGGAACCUUUUUCAGUCAGGCUCAGAGGAUUGGUUUUUGUUGACCACAAAAGGUGAUCUAGGGAAAAUACAUUCUAUUGAAGUCUGGACAGAUUUUUCUGGCGCUCAUCCGUCUUGGUAUUUGAAGUCUAUCUAUGUCCAGAAUAUGUUGACCGGUGAAACCUGGGUGUGCAAAUAUAACAGCUGGUUCAGUUGUGACUUUGAUAACACAAACCUUAAAGCCGAUAUUCCAGCCAUCGAAGAACAUGAGUAUAUGAGAUGUACUUUUCUGCAGCUGGCCAGUCGAACUCAACUAAGUUUACGAAACGAGCAUCUUUGGUUUGGAAUGAUAGCCAAAAGCCCUUCCAAUGUAUUUACAAGGGUAAGACGAAUUGUGACAGGCCUGACAGUGCUUCAAACACUCAUGUUAAUCAACCUGAUAUAUUUUGGUAUUGAACAUUUUGAUGAUUCUCAACAAGUUCUGAAAGUGUUGGGAUAUAAUAUCCACGUGACAAGCAUCAAGAUUGGUUUUCAGUCGUCAUUAUUUGGUUGCAUCGUUGCCUUUUGUGUGGCAAUAAUGUUUAAUAGCAUAGCUCCGCAGCCAUCUCUACAUCAAAGUGCUGAAGAUGAACAAGAACUUGUUCAAACUCGACUUCAAAGAAGUCGUUUCAUCUCAACCCAUCAAGUAAAGAUCAGCUCAAAGAGAAAGUCAGAAAGUAGUGAAAGUUUAAGUCAUUCGGAAAUACGGGUCAUAAAAAGGUCAAUAUUUCAAACUGAGGGCAUGGAUCCAGCGCACAAGCCAACAAAUAAAUCUUAUAGUUCUAAAGAUGAGCAUGGAAACGAAAAUAAAGACUGGAGAAGCAACUCGUUAGUGGAACCAGAAGGUGAUCAUGAAAUAAGACAAGUAAAAACUUCUUUUAGAUUGCCUUGGUGGUUUAUCUACAUAACAUGGAUAAAUCUGGUUUCGCUCAAUAUUUUCCUGGCCUAUUACAUCAUGUUAUAUGGCCUGAGUCUGGGAUAUGAGAAAAAUGUGGAUUGGACUUUGGCAUUUUUUACUGGCUUUUUGACCGACAUUCUAUUUUUGCAGCCUGUAAAAGUCGUACUAAUUGUCUUCAUUCUUAUUCUUAUACUAAAACAGAAGUAUAGUUUACGAGAUGCGGCUCCUGUAACUAAACAUAAAGAAAGUCUUGAGCUAUUAUAUCACUACAAAAAACUGAAUAACAAAAUAGGUACGAAAACUCAAAAGAUUGUUUACCAGAGCCCUCUUCAUUCUUCAGACUUUAAAAACGUUCUAGAGAGACUUAAAAUUGAAAGCUUGGCAAUAGAGAUGAUAAGAGAUUUUUUUCUGUACACCAUCUUUAUGAUUUUUAUCCUUCUAUUGGUUUAUGGUCACAUGGACAUUUUUGCCAGAUUUCAUCAAAUAAGAUUUACUAAACACCAUUAUCUGGGGAUCUAUGACCCUUUAAAUGUGAAUGACAUGGAAGAAGAUUUAUUUAUGGAGAUACACGAUGCGUCGGGUAUGUGGAGCUAUCUAAAUGAUGUUUUAUUGACUAGACUGAUCCCGAAUGAGAGAAACAACAGCCUUAAAGAGUCCUUGUAUCUGUUUGGUACUGUUAGACUCAGACAAACAAGGGUCAAGCCUGACUCAGGUGCUUGUUCAAAUCUUCCGGAGACAAUAAGAAUGAUCUAUAAUACAGAGAUUUGCAUCCACUCAAUGGAGGAUGGGCAAGAAGAAAAUAAUAGUUUUGUGAAUUCCUGGAAAGUAGUUUACGAAGACUAUGUGGAAGAUUUAGAAGACUCCCCCUUUGUGUACAAGAGUGCUGAACAGUUGCGGACUGCUUCGUUUUCAGGCCAACGUGCGACAUAUUCUGGUGGAGGCUUUGUUGCUAACUUCUCUAGAGACAACAUUCAAGAGGCCAGAAUAACAUUAGACACCAUCAAACAGUCCAAAUGGCUUGACCAGUAUACGAGGUGCAUAUUUGUAGAGUUCACAUUAUUCAACCCAGGCACUGAUCUAUUCAUCAGCGUGGUUUUGGCUUUUGAGUUUGAUGGAACCGGUGGACUUUUUCCAUUUUAUGCAGUUUCAGCAGCACGCAUUUAUCAAGACAAUGCUAGAAAGGAAUAUUGGCUGCAGAUAUCCGAGGGAAUUACCAUCAUCUGUGUCAUAUUCUAUACCAUUGUUGAAAUAAAUGCCAUAAUACAACAAGGCAUUUACGAUUAUCUGAAAAGUUUCUGGAAUUGGCUAGAGAUUGCUGUUCUUUGUCUGACAUAUAUAAUUGGUAUAAUAUACCUUUUUCGCUUAAUUGCUUACCUGGAUGCAAUAAACAUCUUCAGAGUAUAUGGACAUGCUCGUUUCAUAGAUUUACAGACAGUUUUCUUUAGAGAUAAUGUAUUCAAUCACUGUAUGGGAUUAUUAGGAGCAUUGACCAUCUUUAAAAUGUUAAAAGUAAUCUCAUUCAAUCCUCUUUUGAUGACCUACACAAAGACCAUUCAUACCAUUCGUGCAGACUUCGCAGCUUAUAUAGCUAUAGUGGUUGUAUUAUUAUUUGCUUUUUCUAUGUUUGGUACAAUCAUUUUUGGCCCUUAUAUCUUUGGAUAUAUGUCAUUGGAUCGUGCUUUGUUUAAUUUGAUGUUUUUUAUUCUUAAAAAAACAGAUUUUCAAAAUUUGGUCACAGUUAACAGAUUUUUAGGGCGUGUGUUUUUUCUCUUAGGCUUGGUAGUAACACAAUAUAUUAUAAUAAAUUUCUUUAUUGCUUUAUUAGGAGAAGGCUUGGCGCUAGUUAAACACAUGAGCUUUCAGAUAGAAAAUGCUGCCUUAAUGCAUACAUUAAGUAUACUUCUUCCUUUUAUAAUAACACCAGACAAUAGUAAACGAUAACUAAUCAAAAUUCACAUUUCAUACACAGUAACACAGUAGGCACAUUUACUUUUUCUUUUACUUUAAUCAGUGUUUUCUAAGCAUAAAUCCCAAUUUUCUUCUUAAAGAGCCUGACAAGAUAUGAAUUCACAGUUCAAUAAAUUUUGUGGAAAUCAGUUUUGAAAGAUUAACCACACCAAUAGGAGUAAGCCUCUUACCUUGUAGAGAUGUAGUAUGUAGCUGUGUCAAAAAGAAAGUAACUUUUGAUAUUAGGAAAACGAUAUUCCCAGUUUAAUACUUCAGACGUAUGAAUUUGAUAGAUAAUAUCUCGCAAACAUUCGAGACACCCGACUUGUUGAGUUUAAAUAAUUUUAUUGAUAAGCAAUUUAAACGUAUGAGACAAUUUAUUUGAUUAAUAAAUCAUUUGUUUUGUUUUUGUAAAUUUAGAAAAAGAAAUAUAUAUGAUUUCUUCUGAAA
This is a messenger RNA of Biomphalaria glabrata, 13103 nucleotides long. Its product is annotated as polycystic kidney disease protein 1-like 1. The coding region runs from base 5700 to 12647 and encodes 2315 amino acids. NCBI's taxonomy places the organism in Eukaryota, Metazoa, Mollusca, Gastropoda, Planorbidae. The transcript has 51 exons. The record is from RefSeq and is a predicted model, not a curated record. Gene Ontology annotation, molecular function: protein binding; calcium ion binding; calcium channel activity. Gene Ontology annotation, cellular component: membrane. Gene Ontology annotation, biological process: detection of mechanical stimulus.